AUGAGCAUGGCGACCAUCCAGGCCAUCGAGGCUCGCUCGGUCCAUCAAAUCCAAUCCGGUCAGGUCAUCAUUGACCUAUGCUCCGUCGCCAAAGAGCUCAUCGAAAACAGUCUCGAUGCUGGUGCAACCUCAAUAGAGGUUCGAUUCAAGAAUAAUGGAUUGGAUCUAAUCGAAGUGCAGGACAACGGCAGCGGAAUCGCACCGGAGAACUAUGAGAACGUUGCCCUGAAACACUAUACCUCAAAACUAUCCACCUACGAUGACCUCGCUAGUCUAAACACGUUCGGUUUCCGCGGCGAGGCGAUAUCCUCGCUGUGCGCCCUAUCCGACUUCCACAUCAUAACCGCGCAGGCGCAGCAAGUUCCACGCGCGAGCCGACUUGAUUUCGAGCAAUCCGGAAAGCUGCGAAAACCGCAGAUCGUCGCUGGGCAGAAAGGAACAACAUCAUCCGUUGAAGGCAUUUUCAAGAGACUCCCAGUGCGCCGACGCGAACUAGAGAAGAAUAUCAAACGGGAAUAUGGCAAGGUGUUGAAUCUGCUUCAUGCCUAUGCUUGCAUUAGCACCGGGGUCAAGUUCAGCGUUAAGAAUACGGUUGGCAAGACGCGGAACGUAGUGGUCUUUUCUACAAAUGGAAAUGCAACUACGAGAGAAAAUAUCGCCAAUGUUUACGGUGCCAAGACGCUUUCGGCGCUCAUUGCGCUGGAUCUGGAUUUGGAGUAUGAGCCUUCGACUGCCAUGAAGCGGGCUGGAGAUGCAGACGGGCUGAAUAAAAUCCAGGUUCAGGGUCAUAUCUCGAAGCCGGUCUUUGGGGAGGGACGGCAGACGCCUGAUCGACAGAUGUUCUUUGUUAAUACGCGCCCCUGUGGUCUGCCGCAGAUUGCAAAGGCUUUUAAUGAAGUUUACAAGUCUUUCAACGUUUCCCAGUCGCCGUUUGUCUUUGCUGAUUUCAAAAUGGACACGGAUGCUUAUGAUGUUAAUGUCUCGCCUGAUAAGCGCAUGAUUUUGCUACAUGACGCGGGGGCGUUGAUUGAGUCUCUAAAGAAGUGUCUUGCGCAAUUAUUUGAAGCUACAGAUCAGACGGUGCCGCAGUCGCAGAUCAAGUCCAAGACUUUUGCAAAGCAACAGCCGUUGGCAUCACUUCCUGGAUUCAUCACUGCUCGACAGCUCAGUAAAAGUGUUGAAGCGGACAGCUCCAGUCCAAGUCAGAGCAGAGAUAGUCCAGCGGGAACACCUGUUGCUAGUCAGCAGAGCGCAACCAAUCGUUUUAUGAGCUCAAAAGAAGGCAUGGAAAGCCCAUCAAAAGCAACACCUUCUCCAGCGUCGUCUUUGAGAAUGCCACGAGCUGCAUCGAAGCCUUCUCAGGCUGCGACUCCAAUCCCGUCUGCGAAUGAGCCGGAAUCGACCAUCGGUGAAACUGACAACGAAGAGGCUCCCUCUCAGAUAGAAGAAGAACAAGAUGAGCAAACACAAGAAGAUCCAUCCUCCCAAUUAUCAGCUUUGGAUGAGACUCCUAGUCGCCGACGCGGCGACUCAGAAGAAACACCAAAUGUCGUUCAGAAUGCCUUUGAUAGGAUGCGACCUCGACGAAUGCCUGCUGAAAUGGCUACUAUAACUAUUGGCAAUCGAACUGUCACUUCCAUGGUUGGCAGUGGUCUACCACGAAAGCGGGCAUCUGAAGAUCCACCUCCCCUGAGAGAAACACCGCGGCGAAAGAGGCUCUCUCAUACUCCAUCACGGCCUAAUAUCUUCGGAAAGCACAUGCAGGCAUUUGCUGCGCCAGGAUCACAGGCGGAAGAGGACGAUGAGGAGGAGGACGAAGAAGAAGAAGCAGACGAGGAAGUUGACGACGCAGAUGUUCUCGAAGAAGAGGAAGAAGAAGAAGCUGCGAGUGAGGCUGAGCCGAUGGAGGAAGAUGAAGAAGGCGAGAUCGAGCUUGAGCAGACGCAAGAGACUCGACAUGGCGAUGAAGAACCCGAGGCCGAGCCAUCUAAAAACGCCGAGUAUAUUACCGAACAAGAUCCGCCGGAGUCGGAAGAAAAGAUAACAGAACCCAACAGAGAUGGCACCGACGCGAACGAAAAUCUCAAUGAAGCCGAGAAAAAAUCACGGGAAGAGGCCGUUGUCCAACGCUUGAUCCACGAAGCCGAAGAAUCCGCCGUUUCGUCUCAAGACAACGCCAGUCGUGCAAAUAGGAUGAAUAAGGGCGCCGCACAUCGUGAUGCCACUAUUCACCUCGCCAGCACAGUCGAUGGAUCCGUCUCAAAACUCCAGUCCCAAAUCGCAGCACUGCGCGAGGGUCUGCAAAAGCGUGCCAGGCCAACGGACCAAGAAGCUUCCGACUUUGACGAGCAAACAGCCGAAGACCGACUGUCCCUCACUGUGAGCAAGAAAGACUUCGCCCAGAUGCGCAUCAUUGGUCAGUUCAAUCUCGGAUUUAUAAUCGCCGUGCGUCCCGCCAAAGAUGGCGAAGAACUCUUCAUCAUCGACCAACAUGCUUCAGAUGAGAAGUUCAACUUUGAACGACUACAAUCUGAAACCGUUGUACAGAACCAACGUCUUGUUCGCCCGCAACGCCUCGACCUCACCGCCGUUGAGGAGGAAGUUGUUCUUGAAAACCGAGCGGCACUCGAGAAAAACGGGUUUGUGGUGACUGUCGACGAAAGCGGCGACGAGCCCAUCGGCCGUCGCUGUCAAUUAGUCUCUUUGCCCCUCAGCAAGGAAGUCGUUUUCGGUAUAAGGGAUCUGGAAGAGCUCAUUGUUCUAUUGUCCGAGUCUGUUUCGCAUGAAGUCUCCGUCCCGCGACCGAGCAAAGUGCGCAAGAUGUUUGCUAUGCGUGCCUGUCGAUCUAGUAUUAUGAUCGGUAAAACUUUGACGGGGCGGCAGAUGGAGCGUGUCGUGAGGAAUAUGGGGACUAUUGAUAAACCGUGGAAUUGUCCGCAUGGAAGACCGACGAUGCGGCAUUUGAUGAGUCUUGGACAGUGGGAUGGAUGGAACGAGUUCGAGGAUGAGGAUGAGGAUGAGAAUCAAGGGUUGGACCCUUGGAAGCAGUACUUGGAGGCUGCAGAGGAAGAAGAGAAUGACGAGGAAGAGGAGGAAGAAGAAGAAGAAGAAGUGGCAUAG
Molecule: messenger RNA, 3120 nt
Organism: Penicillium nucicola
Lineage: Eukaryota; Fungi; Ascomycota; Eurotiomycetes; Eurotiales; Aspergillaceae
Product: ATP-binding mismatch repair protein PMS1
Exons: 4
Coding region: 1-3120 (1039 amino acids)
Biological process (GO): mismatch repair
Cellular component (GO): MutLalpha complex
Molecular function (GO): mismatched DNA binding; ATP binding; ATP-dependent DNA damage sensor activity
Source: RefSeq, a predicted model, not a curated record